UUCCUCUCAGCUGGGAUCGCGCCGCGUCAACUUCCGGGCGGAUGCCCGCCAGCACGGCCUCCGCCGCUCCCCUUCUUUGGCCCCUUUGUGUCCCCGCAGUGUCGAGGCGCGGGCCCUGGCAGGUCCUUUCUCGAGGCAGGGGGCACGGUAGCACAGGGAGCUUCUCUUUGUGGGCGGGCGCGAGGCUCGCUAGGGGGUUAUACUGGGGAACGUGCCUGCGCGUGCUUGGAUAGUUCAUUUAAAGCCCCCAUCCCUGCAAGGUGGUGCUUUCUACCAAUAUGAAUCUUUUCAACCUGGACCGUUUUCGCUUUGAGAAAAGGAAUAAGAUUGAGGAAGCGCCCGAAGCAACCCCUCAACCUUCCCAGCCUGGCCCUUCUUCACCAAUUUCUCUUAGUGCUGAAGAGGAGAAUGCUGAAGGGGAAGUUAGCAGGGCAAACACUCCUGAUUCAGAUAUAACUGAAAAAACAGAAGAUUCUAGUGUUCCAGAAACUCCAGAUAAUGAAAGAAAAGCAAGUAUAUCAUAUUUCAAAAAUCAAAGAGGAAUACAGUAUAUUGAUUUGUCUUCUGAUAGUGAAGAUGUCGUUUCCCCAAAUUGCUCCAAUACAGUUCAAGAGAAAACAUUCAACAAAGAUACAGUGAUUAUAGUUUCUGAGCCAUCUGAAGAUGAAGAGUCCCAAGGCCUUCCUACCAUGGCACGUAGAAAUGAUGAUAUUUCAGAAUUGGAAGACCUUUCGGAAUUGGAAGACCUUAAAGAUGCUAAACUUCAGACUUUGAAGGAACUUUUUCCACAGAGAAGUGACAAUGAUUUACUUAAGUUGAUUGAAUCAACAAGCACUAUGGAUGGAGCAAUUGCUGCUGCCUUGCUGAUGUUUGGUGAUGCAGGUGGUGGGCCCAGGAAAAGAAAAUUAUCUUCUUCUUCAGAGCCAUAUGAGGAAGAUGAAUUUAAUGAUGAUCAAUCUAUAAAAAAGACAAGACUGGAUCAUGGAGAAGAAUCAAAUGAGUCUGCAGAAUCUAGCAGUAAUUGGGAAAAGCAGGAAAGUAUUGUACUGAAAUUGCAAAAGGAAUUUCCCAAUUUUGAUAAACAGGAACUUAGAGAAGUACUCAAGGAACAUGAAUGGAUGUACACAGAAGCUUUAGAAUCUCUAAAAGUGUUUGCAGAAGACCAAGAUAUGCAAUAUGCAUCACAAAGUGAGGUUCCAAAUGGAAAAGAAGUUUCUUCAAGAAGUCAAAAUUACCCUAAAAAUGCAACUAAAACAAAACUAAAACAGAAAUUUUCAAUGAAAGCACAAAAUGGCUUUAACAAGAAACGUAAAAAAAAUGUUUUUAAUCCAAAGAGAGUUGUUGAAGACUCUGAAUAUGAUUCAGGUUCUGAUGUCGGUAGUUCACUAGAUGAGGACUAUAGUAGUGGUGAAGAAGUGAUGGAGGAUGGCUAUAAAGGUAAAAUUCUUCACUUCCUUCAAGAUGCUUCAAUUGGUGAACUUACUUUGAUUCCUCAGUGUUCUCAGAAAAAGGCUCAGAAGAUAACAGAACUCCGGCCCUUUAAUAGUUGGGAGGCUCUGUUCACAAAGAUGUCCAAAACUAAUGGCUUAUCAGAAGAUUUGAUAUGGCACUGUAAAACACUGAUCCAAGAAAGAGAUGUAGUUAUAAGGCUUAUGAACAAAUGUGAAGACAUUUCAAAUAAAUUGACCAAACAAGUUACCAUGCUUACUGGAAAUGGAGGUGGAUGGAACAUAGAACAACCUUCCAUUCUAAACCAAAGUUUGUCACUCAAGCCCUAUCAGAAGGUUGGUUUGAAUUGGCUGGCAUUGGUACAUAAACAUGGACUUAAUGGCAUUUUGGCAGAUGAAAUGGGCCUAGGAAAAACUAUUCAAGCCAUUGCAUUUCUGGCAUACCUCUAUCAGGAGGGUAAUAAUGGUCCUCAUUUGAUCGUUGUUCCAGCUUCAACUAUAGAUAACUGGUUAAGGGAAGUUAAUUUAUGGUGCCCUACUUUGAAGGUCCUCUGUUACUAUGGUUCUCAAGAAGAACGUAAACAAAUUAGAUUUAACAUUCAUAGUAGAUAUGAAGAUUACAAUGUAAUUGUGACCACAUAUAACUGUGCGAUCAGCAGUUCUGAUGACCGUAGUCUGUUUCGACGGCUGAAACUUAAUUACGCAAUUUUUGAUGAGGGCCAUAUGCUGAAGAAUAUGGGCUCCAUUCGCUACCAGCACCUUAUGACAAUUAAUGCAAAUAACCGUUUGCUGCUCACAGGCACACCUGUACAGAACAAUCUGUUAGAACUCAUGUCGCUGUUGAAUUUUGUUAUGCCACACAUGUUUAGUAGUAGCACCAGUGAAAUACGAAGAAUGUUUUCCUCUAAGACAAAAUCAGCAGAUGAGCAAAGCAUAUAUGAAAAGGAGAGAAUAGCACAUGCAAAACAAAUUAUAAAGCCAUUUAUUCUCAGAAGAGUAAAAGAAGAGGUUCUCAAGCAGUUACCCCCCAAGAAAGAUCGAAUUGAGUUGUGUGCAAUGUCGGAGAAGCAGGAGCAACUCUAUUUGGGUCUUUUCAACAGAUUGAAAAAAUCUAUCAAUAACUUGGAAAAAAACACAGAAAUGUGCAAUGUCAUGAUGCAGUUGAGGAAAAUGGCCAAUCAUCCUUUAUUACAUCGCCAAUAUUACACAGCUGAAAAACUCAAGGAAAUGUCUCAGCUUAUGCUAAAGGAACCUACACAUUGUGAGGCUAACCCUGACCUGAUCUUUGAAGAUAUGGAAGUUAUGACAGACUUCGAACUACAUGUACUUUGUAAACAGUACCGACACAUUAAUAACUUUCAGUUAGACAUGGACUUGAUUUUAGAUUCUGGAAAAUUUCGAGUUUUAGGAUGCAUCUUGUCUGAACUGAAACAGAAGGGUGAUAGAGUUGUGUUAUUUAGCCAAUUUACCAUGAUGCUGGAUAUCUUAGAGGUUCUAUUAAAACAUCAUCAGCAUAGGUACCUCAGAUUAGAUGGAAAGACUCAGAUUUCUGAAAGGAUUCAUCUAAUUGAUGAGUUUAAUACCGAUAUGGAUAUCUUUGUGUUUCUGCUAUCAACAAAAGCUGGUGGAUUAGGAAUAAAUCUGACUUCAGCAAAUGUUGUUAUACUUCACGAUAUUGACUGUAAUCCUUAUAAUGACAAACAAGCAGAAGAUAGAUGCCAUAGAGUAGGCCAGACUAAAGAAGUACUAGUUAUAAAACUAAUAAGCCAAGGGACGAUUGAAGAAUCCAUGCUAAAAAUUAACCAACAGAAAUUGAAACUAGAACAGGAUAUGACUACAGUAGAUGAAGGUGAUGAAGGGAGUAUGCCAGCAGAUAUAGCCACAUUACUAAAAACAUCAAUGGGCCUGUGAAAUAAGAACUGUGAACUCUCAAUUGAUGAGGAAAUAUCAACUUGGUGCACUCAAGGACAUUUACAUUAUGAUGACCAUGGGGUUUAUGAACAUUUAUAACUUUUUAUAAUUUCCAUAUUACAUUUCUCAUAGUAUGGACAACUUUUUGCCACUAACUGAAUUCUCCAAAUACUCACAUGUGAAAUUUCAAAAAAGAAGCCACAAAUAUGUAGUUCUGAAGAUGUUGAAUAAUCAUUUUACAAAGCAGUUUUCUGAAUGGGGAUUAGUUGGUGAUUGUUUGUAACAAAUAUGCUAAUGCUUUAGAAAUGUCAGUAUUUUUGUAAUUAUUUCUACCUCCAAAUAUAUAUAUAUUGUCUUUCACUGGAUAAUGUGUGUAGAUUUUUACAUGUGCCUUAUUUGACAAUGCUUAUGUCUUGUUUUUGCUUGUCUCAUUUGAAGUUCUUUUUUAUUAUGUUAAAGAAUGCAGCUGUAUAGAUUAUAUAGCUUUCAUUUUAUUGCUAUUUGAAGCAGAUGUUCACCAAUGUCAGCAAGAACUCAACCUGAAUUUAAAGGUGGCAUUCCAUAUACUAACAUCCCCCAGGUCCUCUCAAGUACUUCUGCUGAAACAAAUUUGUUUGGCUAGGCACUAAGUUGUUUUCCAGUGAAUAGUAACUAAAGAAGCCCCUACCUUGCUCCAUGGAUUAUUCCUUCUGUUCAUUUUCCAACUGCACUAAUUGUGCAUAUUACUCUGCCUAAUCUUGUGCAUGUUUUCAUUGGUUUCCCUCUCCCGGCUUUUGCUUCUCUUGAAACUGUUGCCCAGUCACUUCUGCUCCAAUUCUCUUCCUCUCUAAAUAGUAGUUUAUUACUGCCACAUCUCCAUGCAUCAGCAAAAUGUUGGUGACAUUUUUCUAGCCUGGCAGAACAGAUUACUUAAAGCUAUUUCACUUCAAAGCAGACUGAAUGUGACUUCAUCUAAAGGCAGCAUUAGGUACUGCAUGGAAAUAGGUCAUUAACUUGAAACUCUUAUCAAAAUAUAUUUUACCAGUUUCCAGAAUUUCCAGUACAGGACCGCCUGAAGAGAGAGCCAUUGUUCAAUUCCAAUUCAGUGUGAGUGACAAAGUGAAAUUUAGAAGUGAAGUUGUCUAUUUGAUAUUUAACUCUUUAUUAAAUCUUUCUUUAAAUUUCUGCCUGUCAGUCUAUAUUGCUGUUUUUAUUAUACAUCAUUUUCUUUGUAUAACUUGUGAGUUCCAUGUGUUUUGUUUUUAUUAUGUAAAUAUCAUUAUAAAUAAACUUAUUUAUAAAUCAAAGAUUUGUUAAUUUUUGGAAAUCAUGCUUUUCAAAGCAUCCUAACUUGCUAAGAUGCUAGGUAAUACGACCCUCUGGAUUUGGAAGGCAAAUAAAACUCUUACAGUGAUUAUUUAGAUAUUAAAGACUGAGAACUCAUGGCUUAACCCCAGUCUUGAUGGUAUAUUGAACAGACUGAAUAUAUUUUACCAUUACAGGGCUAAAAGGAGUCUUCAUGUGUUAAUACUACCUCCUUGUACAUCACCAUACCCAAAUCAGUUAUUCAAAUUGUUAGGAAUUUUACCUUUUAAAAUCUCAUAAUGGAUUUCUCAUGUUUUCUGUAUUAAUGUAUUUUCAAUGAUAGGCUGUUUCUUUUUUUGUUGUUGUUGUUGUUGUUAUAUCCAUACUUUUAUCUCUAAUGAAAUGUAGUUGGGUUCUUCCUGUAAUGCGCUAUUAUGUCUUGGGCUUAAUAAAAAUAUUUGUGAUCA
Pan troglodytes (chimpanzee) is the source of this 5110-nucleotide messenger RNA. It is a transcript of the gene SMARCAD1, whose product is annotated as SNF2 related chromatin remodeling ATPase with DExD box 1. The transcript has 24 exons. Lineage: Eukaryota; Metazoa; Chordata; Mammalia; Primates; Hominidae. Gene Ontology annotation, molecular function: ubiquitin binding; ATP binding. The coding region runs from base 279 to 3359 and encodes 1026 amino acids. The record is from RefSeq and is a predicted model, not a curated record.